Molecule: messenger RNA, 6095 nt
Organism: Mobula hypostoma (lesser devil ray)
Lineage: Eukaryota; Metazoa; Chordata; Chondrichthyes; Myliobatiformes; Myliobatidae
Exons: 11
Coding region: 371-2065 (564 amino acids)
Source: RefSeq, a predicted model, not a curated record
UGCAACAGUGGAGGAGCCGGAGACGGGCGCGAGCCGCAAGAGAGAAAAAGGGGAGGAGCCUGGGUGGACUGAGCGCGCCGUGUCAGGCUCGUGAGGGGCCGGUGGUGGGGGCCGGUCAGCGAGCUCACCGGUUGUCAUAGUAACGGAGUUAAGUGGUUGCGCGGGCCGUCGGUCCAGCCUGGACCGUUACGCCCCGAGGUACCUACUACUUUCUCGGUUAAAGAAAAUUACAAGGUGGCCUACAGGGAAGAAGUCAUCUCUCUGACACAGUGGUGUCAAGAAAACAACUUCUCCUUUAAUGUCGUAAAAACGAAGGAACUGGUUGUGGAUUACAAGAGGAAUGGAGACAGGCUAACCCCUACAGACAUCAAUGGAUGUGGGGAUGAGAGGAAGGCAGGUGUUGGUGACAAAUAGUGGUAUGAUUCCAGUGAGUUACAAUCAGAAAAUGGCCCCAGGAAAGAGUAUCAAGUACUUGGAUCUGGUGCUGUCAUGUGAAUGGUCAGAUUGCACCUUUAUUGGGAAGACAAUGGAGGAGUUCUGUGAUCAUAUUGCUGCACAUCUGAAAGAGCAUCUUAAUGAGUAUGACAGUUUUGGCGAAUUAGAUGAGUUCCAGUGCCUUUGGCGAGGCUGCGGUUUUCUGGCAGUGGAAGGGCCCAAUGAGCUGGUGGUACACGUCAACUUUCACAGCUAUCACGCCAAGCUGAAACACUUUGGUUCGGAGCUGCAACGACUACGUCCUGAUUUGCCAGUGUGCUCCCUGGACAGUCAGAACCAAAAUCUGAUCCCAGAGAUUACAGAGACUUUCUUCUGCCAAUGGGAGCAUUGUGAUAGUACAUUUGACAAUCCAGAAUGGUUUUACCGGCAUGUAGAUAUGCAUGGACAGUGCACAGAUAAAGAAAUUCUUCCAAACAAAGGUGAAGCUAUUUCAUGCUGCUGGAAAGGUUGUGGUGCUACAUUCAAAAUCAAGUUUAAACUUCGGGAGCAUUUGCGGAGUCACACACAAGAGAAGGUUGCCUCGUGCCCCAACUGUGGAGGGAUGUUUUCCAACAAUACCAAGUUUUAUGAUCAUGUUCGCAGGCAGACCUCGAAUGAGCAGAAGACGUUUUCCUGUCAACACUGUGACAAGCAGUUUGCAAAUGAAAGACUGCUACGGGACCAUGUGCGGAAUCAUGUGAACCAGUUCAAAUGCCCACUAUGUGAUAUGACCUGCACUACUUUCUCCUCGUUAAGGACCCAUAUCAAGUUCCGCCAUUGUGAUGAGAGGCCAUAUGGAUGUGACUUCUGUGAAAACAGUUUUAAGAAUUUGUAUGACCUAAGGAAGCACAUUGAAACACACAAUGAUGAGCCCACUUACCACUGCAGCUCUGAAGGGUGUAAUUUUAGUGCUCGCAGUGUGCAAACGCUUAAACAGCACUAUAGAAGAAUACAUGAGGGGGAAACAAAGCCUCGAUAUAAAUGCCACAUCUGUGCCAAAUGUUUCUCCUGGGCCUACACCCUAACAAUGCAUCUCCGCAAGAUGCACCAGCUGAAGUGGCCUUCUGGGCAUGCACGAUUCAGAUACAAGGAGCAUGCAGAUGGAUACCUGCAGCUGCAUAUGGUCCGUUAUGAAACCGUUGAGCUGUCACAGCAAAUCAUCAAGGACCUAGAGAAGAGACAUGGGCGCCGAAGGAAAGCAAUUGAUACAUGUCUUCCAGCACUGGACUCCUGCCAUAAGAUACUUUCCAGGAAACCUACAGCUGGAAAAGCAGCAAGAGAGGAUGACUAUCUUGCUUCAGCUGCCCAACUGAGAUGUGCCAGGCAGCAGGAAACCAACCCGCCAGCUAAGCCCACGUCCAAAACAUUGCCGUCAAAGCACAGUGACUCUUCACAAACCUCCAAAGUGGGUGAGAUGGAUAUAGGUGUUCCUGGAAGAGACUCCUCUGUCCACUGUGUUCUCAGAAAUGUAGCGCAGAUGGCACCAAAGCCAGCUACUGUCCUUGAGAGAAAUGAUGACAGUUCCUCCCUAGACCCUGUGGAAACACUGGAGAAAGUAGCACGGGGCCUUGGGAUUCAGAUUAUUGGGUAGUCAUGGUUGCUGGUGGUGAAGCUGGAAAGCCUUGGUCACCAAGUUCUUUCAGAAAUAGUUGCUUGAAGAGAGAGUGUGAACUGGUGGAGUUAUAUUUAAUAGGAUCCUGCUGACACUUUGCCAUCAGAAAUGCAUGGCUGUUGUUUGCUGUGCCAGGUGCUUUAGAGAAAUAUCAACUUUUUAUCCCUUCUGUUUCACAGUGCUGAAGUUUAUUUGUCCAAUGUGCUUGAGAGAAUGAGCUCUAGAUCCUGUUUCUUAAUUUAGGCAUGUGAGGUUUAGACAGACCAAUGUAACAAGAAUGAGGGAAGGCCAAAUGAAACUAGUAAGAUUAGGUGGGAUGUGAAAAAACAGUUAGAAAAGAUAAUGACUGUGAUGAGGAUAUUGCCUUUUUUGUCUCUGUUUCCUUUCUUGAAUUGCACAAAGUUUUGGAAUAGGUGUUAAACUGGGUUUCUGGGGAGACUUUAAAUCGCAGAGCCAUCUCCUCUCAAUACCUGCUGCAUGCACUAUCGUACGUAGGUUCAUUUAUUUCCUCUAAGUACAUGAUGUUUAUAAACCAGCAAAAAAAGUUUCUUUGCCUUUUAGUAAUGGGCAUGUUACUGUCUGACUGUAGAUCAUUCUUUCCUCAUUCUUGUUGGGAAGAGUCUUGGUUUUCAAUUAGAUUGACACUGAAGGGAUGACAGAAUUGGUUCAUCUGAUGACGGCCCUUGCCUUUAGAUAACCAUCUGGGGGCACCUGCUCUGAGGAAAAGUUGCUGACCUGAAAUGUUGGCUGCUUUCUCUUUCCACAGAUGCUGCUUGAUUAACUUCUUUCAGCUUUUCUGUUUUUGCAUCUGCAAUUUUAUUUGUUUUCUACAACCCACGUUUAGUUGCGAAGAAGUACUCUUGGAUAUUAACGUUUAAUGAAGAGUGGCCCAAAGAAAGACAGAUCAAGUCAGUCUUCUCAUUACUAUAUCCAGCCAUUUCAUUUUUAAAAGAUCUUUUGCCUUGAUCAUAGCAAUAGCCGUUCUCCUGAGCAAUUGGUUACAGCUGUUGAAAAUCAAAAAAAAAUUUCAGAUGCUAGAAAUCUAAACUGAAAACAGUAAGUGUUAUAAAUACUCAACAGGUCCAGCCUGUCUGUGGGAAAGAAUACAGUUAAUGAUUCGGGUUUAAGACCCUAAUGUCAUUUGUGAUGAAGGGUCUUCAAAUCUUCAAACUGAAAUGUUAACUCCUGUUCUCUUCUCACAGAUGUGGCCUGGUCCUGAUUAUUUCCAGCAUUUACAAUUGCACUUCAACUCAAACCUUUGUCUUCUCUUUUAUAUCUUGUUUUUGGAUUAUCCCACUUAACUGUUUGGUGUUUUAAAAAAACAGGAUGCUGGAAACACUGAAUAGGUCAGGAAACACCUGUGGAAUGAGACAGUUAAUGUUUCAUGUCCAGGAUCCUUAAUCUGAAUAUGUUUUGUAUCUCCAGAAAAUUUCUCUGAGCCAGUGAACAGUGAAAUAAUUACUAUGCUUCAAUGACAUCGCCUUUCCCCCAUUCUCUAUCACAAAUAUUUUAGUCCAGAAAGCACACCAGAAACAUAAAUGAUGUUAUUGACAUAAAUGCCUUCUGAGACCAGUAAAGACUGAGUGUGUACACUGCUAAAUGGAUUGUUCUGUCCCCUAGUAGAAACCAGUCUUAGAGAUCUGGCUCAGUGGUGAAUGGGCAGUGUUGCCUUAUGUGUAUUUUAAUGGAGUUUUAAUGAAUAUUUCAUGAUGGGCUCCACCUAUUCUAGUGAGGAACAUAGCUCAAACUGUUUUUAGUUGUACAAUCAAUAAAUGAAACCAAAGGGAAGUCUUGGGUUUAUAAAGCCCUUUGUUUUUGAGCACAUUUAAGAUCUGCUAUAGGUCUGAAAGCUGGGACCGGUGAGCAAUCCGAACUGUCGAGCAACAAUUAACAGCAUUGUACGCUCAGAUUGCUGCAUUUCAAAAUACCAUUGAUUAACACAAUUUGCCAGCAGUGCAGUUUUAAUGACGGAAAACUGCCUUACUCUCCUUGGCAUGUAUCAUCUUCCAUCCCGCACUAUUGUAGUUAACUCUUAAAUGCUUCCUCAAGUUCUCAUUUUACUUGGAAUAAGAACUGCCAGUCUUGCUGGGUAAUGGCUGUACACUCUGGAAAAGAAUGAGGCACAGAACAGUUGCAUCACAUUGUGAUAACUGCAAUGAUUGAAACCUUUGAAGCUCUAUUCAGUCUUGAAGAACAGACACUGACCUACUAAAGGCACUGCAGUUUUACCUGUUUUUAAAUCUCUCCCACCAACUUUACCAAGAUAAAGGGAUAAGGCAAGAGAUUAGUUACUUCAAGGUUGGGACAAAUCUUAGUAUCAGAAUUGCCUUGGAGAGCCCUGCAUCCAAUAACUUUGCACCAUCAGCAAGUUGAAACAAUUGUAUUUCUCCAAUAUAUAUGGCCUUGGUAAAGAAGCAGAAUCUUUUUAAACCAUACAUCAUUUUCUUGCAUGCUGCUGAUGGUUUGGUUUUAAGCAUAAGGACAGUUCUUGUUUCCAAGGGAGGUUGCUGUCAAGUUCCUGAAAUCCAGUAGGUGACUGGGACCAGGAAUGGGAAAUGGAAUCCCAGCAUUUUUUAAAUCUUUGCUUACCAACACUGCCACCUCAUAGAAUGCUAAUGGAACAGUGAGUUGCAGUUAUUUGGGAAAGAACUGAGUUCUAUUUUAACAUUGGGGUUUUGAUGUUUCGUUUUAGAUUUUAAAGAUUUGUGGAUAAUUCGCUGAGGAGCUAAAGCUAUCUGUUUAUAAAUAGGAGAAAAUGCAGAGCCACUUCCAAAUUUAUCACUAAAAAGCAUAGGUCGAGUUUAUAGACUCUAUUCUCUACUACUGCCUUGCAUUAAAUUCCGUAUGUAAAUACUCCAAAGUAAUGAAUAACUGAAAUUUUCCAUCAAAUGGAAAAUUUCUUGCACAGCAAAAUAAAUUUGGAGUGUUUGUUUUAACUUGAUGUUUGGUCAAAUGAAUAAUUUGUAAACUGUUGUAUAUGAUUUACAGUGGGAGUUUAUUAUUUUUAUUUUUAGGUUUCCACCUUAUGCAGUUUUGUUUUAUCACUAGUUUAAAAUCUCUGCCCUCUAAUUCUGGAAAACAUCCAGUAUUUUAAAUGAAAUUGUUGUAAACAUGUGUAAUGGCAACAUUGGUGUUGCUGAUGUUGUAAAGACUCACGCUAUGGUGGGAAUGAAUUAAGAAUGUUUAAAGUACAGUGCCCUGUAAAAGUAUUUAUCCCCCAACCCUUUGUUCACAUAAAUAAGUAUUACAACCAGAGAUUUUGAUUAAUUUAGCUGAGAAUUUUUAUUUAUGAAGCGGAUGUUCUUUUUCACAGUAGAGCCCAAAUAAACAGGAAAAAUUAUAAAACAUGGAAAAAGUUCAAAAGCUGAAAUGUCCAAAGUAUUCAUCCCUCUUUGUUCAGUACUUAGUUGAACCACCUCUCGCAGUUAUUACAGCCAGUAGUUUUUUUGUUAAGUCUUUAUUAGCUUUGCACAACCUGUUGGACCAAGUUUUGCCCAUUCCUCGCAAAAUUGCUCAGGCUAUGCCAGGUUAUUUGGGGAGCAGUGGUGGACAUCAUUCUUAAGUGCUUGCCAGAGAUGUUUAAUUGGGUUAAGGUGACUGGGCCACUAAAGGACAUCAAUUUUCCUACUUCAAUAUGUUAUAAAUUUAGAAAAUGAGACAGUAAAAUGUGAAAAUAGUUCUGGGGGCUAAAUACUUUUUCAAGGCACUAUAGUUAAAGACCAUUUAAAAUGUUCUGGUUUUCGUAGGAUUUUGUUGUUAUAUUUUGCACUGGGCACAGCCAGGCUAACGUUGUUGUUUAACAUGAUUCAUCUCAAGCUGACUGAAGUGGGAGUGUAUUUUAUUUGCCCACGUAGCUGGGAGCCUCACCUAGAAGGAGCAUCAUUCUACCUGGCCCAACAAGUGCAGACUUGUUAAUGUUUAUAUAUGCAAUAGCUGUUCAAUUAAAAAUAUUUGCAGUUUUUAUUUGUAGUUCCAAUUAGUGGUUAUGUUGCAAAUAAAAAAUAUCUCU